Molecule: messenger RNA, 1515 nt
Organism: Phyllostomus discolor (pale spear-nosed bat)
Lineage: Eukaryota; Metazoa; Chordata; Mammalia; Chiroptera; Phyllostomidae
Gene: UBE2U
Product: ubiquitin conjugating enzyme E2 U
Source: RefSeq, a predicted model, not a curated record
CUUCAAGGACACCAUACACCUGUGAAGAGGAACGAAGCUCGAGGCUAUCCAUCAGCUUAUGCCUCUUACGUUCACUUUUUGCACCAACAACGCGGGGUUGUCUCAGGUGCUGGUCCUAGUUUGCCUUGAGACUGGGCUGUGGGCUGUCCCUGGGGUGACACGCCGCAGUCAAGAACGUGCCCAACUUUUCCCUCUGGAACACUUAGUUUGGAGGAGUCAGAGGAGAAAAGAACGUCCCUGUUAUAUACCCAACUUAAAACCCAUUUAUCUUGGGAGCACACAGCAUUCUGCAAUGCUAGAAAGCAAGGAACUUAGUUAACCAGGUGUGGAGGAUGACUCGUAACCUAACACAUCUGCCUCAGAGUAAACCCUAGGAGGGUAAAGACAAAUGCUAGACACUUUGCUGCCUUAUCAUGUCCUGCAGAGCUUACUUCCUGCUGCAAAGAGACUUCCAAGAGUUGAAAGAGAACAACUAUGAGGGUAUCACUGCCUUUCCUGUAAGUGAAGAUAUGAUGGAAUGGGAAGCUUAUGUUGAAGGUCUACAGAACACAAUUUGGCAGGGACUAUUCUUCCAACCAAUGAUAAAUUUUACAUCAGAAUAUAAUUUUGUCCCUCCAGUUGUGACAUUUAGAACCAUUCCUUUUCAUCCAAAUGUAGACCAAUAUACUGGUCAACUUAUAGAUUUUUUGGACAAUCCUCAUAAGUGGAACACAAGCUAUACAUUGAGCAGCAUCUUACUUACCCUCCAGGUUAUGCUUUCUAAUCCAGUGCUAGAAAAUCCAGUGAAUUUGGAAGCAGCCCAAACACUGAAAUCUGUGUACAGGGUAAUAGUUCAAAGACUGUUCCAUAAACCAUUACAAUUGAAAGAUGAUAGCUCUGAGUUAUCUAGACACUCAGAUAAAUGUAUCAGAUCAAUUAAAAUCUCAUUUGAUGAUUACUAUAAGCCAUGCCCUGAAAUAGCCACAUCAAAAGCUGCAGAAUGUUACAGAACUCCAUUGCUUGAAGGUCCAAAUUUCAUUAGAAAGUAUUAUAAAUGGAAGAAAGUGGAGUUAAAACAUCAUAAAGAAUGGAACAAAAAGCUAGUUGGUUCCAUCAGUGAUAUGUUCAAAGAAAAUAAAGAAGAAGGAUGGAAGAGUGAUGAUGAUAAUCUCAGUGAUUCAUGGGAAAAAAAAGUGGAAGAUCUGGUCACCUGGACCAACACUCUUGAUACAGAUACUUUAGAAGAUUAAGCCUAAAGCUCCAGGAUUUAAAAAAUAGUCUCAACCACAGUUCAGCUUCAUAUAGCAACUUUGAAAGGGUCUCUGAACUUGGAUUCUAUUUUUUUUUCAAAUUAGCCUCAUCUUCUCACUGCAAGCACAAAUUAGAAAUAUAAGUAAAAAUCAAUGAGCAUGUUGCUUUGAAUUUUUUUAGCUCCGCUUUGUUCUUUGAAACUAAGUUAUCCAAAUCAGGGGUGUUCAUUGUGGUAUUCCAAUCAACAGUCUUUACCCAGAGUUGGUAGGCAACUGGAUACAAGUU